Messenger RNA from Conger conger (European conger), 261 nucleotides. It is a transcript of the gene syce3, whose product is annotated as synaptonemal complex central element protein 3. Gene Ontology annotation, biological process: synaptonemal complex assembly; spermatogenesis; reciprocal meiotic recombination. The coding region runs from base 1 to 261 and encodes 86 amino acids. The transcript has 2 exons. The record is from RefSeq and is a predicted model, not a curated record. Lineage: Eukaryota; Metazoa; Chordata; Actinopteri; Anguilliformes; Congridae.
AUGUCCGAGUUUCGGGGGGAUAGGGAGCUACAUGACGGAGACGUGCAAGAACUGAACGACAUGAGCAAGGAAAUGGAAAAAAUGGUUGAUGUCAUGGAGAAUGUGUCGGUGCAGUUUGCGUGGAUGGCGUAUGACAUGGUGGUGUUGCGCAGCAGUCCGGACGUGCGGGAAUCCAUCAGGAAGCUGGAAGACGAGUUUCUUCAGUGCAAGACUCUCUUAGAAACCACCUGCGUAGAGGCCAUCGGCAGACCCGAGAAGUAA